Messenger RNA from Nicotiana attenuata, 672 nucleotides. Its product is annotated as methanol O-anthraniloyltransferase-like. The coding region runs from base 1 to 672 and encodes 223 amino acids. The transcript has a single exon. Gene Ontology annotation, molecular function: acyltransferase activity, transferring groups other than amino-acyl groups. The record is from RefSeq and is a predicted model, not a curated record. NCBI's taxonomy places the organism in Eukaryota, Viridiplantae, Streptophyta, Magnoliopsida, Solanales, Solanaceae.
AUGGACAAAGAGUCGAUCCAACGCUUGUUCUUCUUUGGUGUAGAGGAGAUAGAAGCUAUUCGUAGUCAAGUUUUACCAACCCAUCGUUCAAGUGGACGAUUUGAGUUAUUAACCUCAUUUCUGUGGAAACAUCGAGUAAAUUCACUCGAUCUAAAUCCUGAAGAAAUUGUGCGUAUGUCAUAUCUUGUGACAGCGCGUGAAAGAUUUGAAAGUUUGAAAAUACCACAUGGAUAUUACGGUAAUGCAUUUUCUUUUUCAGCAGUAGUAUCAAAAGCAGGACAUGUAGGUAUAUAUCCAUUGACGUAUGCUCUUGAGUUAGUCAAGAAAGCCAAGAAACAAGUGAAUGAGGAGUAUUUUAGAUCUUUGGCAGAUCUUAUGGUGAUUAAGGGGAGACCUAUCAUAUCAUUUUCAUGGAAUUUUGCUAUUUCCAACAUUGCUCAUGUAGGUUUUGAUAAAGUUGAUUUUGGAUGGGGAGAACCAAAAUAUGGUGGGGUUGCUAAGGCUCAUUCAUUUGUUAGCUACAUAGUGCCUUGUAAAAGUAACAAAGGGGAGAAGGGCAUUCUGGUACCAAUAAGCUUGCCUCCAAGAGCAAUAGAAAGAUUCGAAGAUUCUAUGUACAAGAUUAUAACUUCAAAGGUCGUGAAAGGUCUCAAGAAAGUAGCAAAGAUAUAG